GCCGCCGCCGCAGCCAUGCGCCGACAGCCUGCAGCUGGCUGGGACCCCCUUGCACAGGAGACAGCACCCCCAGGGAGUAAAGACAAUCAACUGGAGGAUGCUUUGCUGAGCUUAGGCUCUGUCAUCGACAUUGCGGGCCUUCAACAGGCUGUCAAGGAGGCCCUGUCAGCUGUGCUCCCCAGAGUGGAGACGGUCUACACCUACCUGCUGGAUGGGGAGUCCAGGCUGGUGUGUGAGGACCCUCCGCAUGAGCUGCUCCAGGAGGGGAAAGUCCGAGAGGCUGUGAUCUCCCAGAAACGGCUGGGCUGCAAUGGACUGGGCCCUUCAGACCUGCCAGGGAAGCCCUUGGCCAGACUGGUGGCUCCACUGGCCCCUGGCACCCAAGUGCUGGUCAUACCGCUGGUGGACAAGGAGGCCGGGGCUGUGGCUGGUGUCAUCUUGGUGCACUGUGGCCAGCUAAGUGACAGUGAGGAGUGGAGCCUGCAGGCCGUGGAGAAGCAUACCCUGGUGGCCCUGCGGAGAGUGCAGGCCCUGCAGCAGCGUGGGCCCACUGAGAGCCCCGGCGCGGUCCAGAAUUCCCCGGAGGGGGCGACUAGGGACCAGAAGGGCGGAGUUGCGUACACGGACCAGGACCGCAAGAUUCUGCAGCUGUGCGGGGAGCUCUACGACCUGGACGCCUCUUCCCUGCAGCUGAAAGUUCUCCAAUACCUGCAGCAGGAGACCGGGGCAUCCCGGUGCUGCCUCCUGCUGGUGUCCGAGGACAACCUUCAGCUUUCCUGCAAGGUCAUUGGAGAAAAAGUGCUGGAGGAAGAGAUCAGCUUUCCACUGACAAUGGGUCGCCUGGGCCAGGUGGUGGAAGACAAGAAGUCCAUCCAGCUGAAGGACCUCACCUCUGAGGAUGUGCAACAGCUGCAAAACGUGCUGGGCUGUGGGCUGCAGGCCAUGCUCUGUGUCCCUGUCAUCAGCCGGGCCACUGACCAGGUGGUGGCCUUGGCCUGCGCCUUCAACAAGCUUGGAGGAGACUUGUUCACAGAACAGGAUGAGCACGUGAUACAGCACUGUUUCCACUACACAAGCACCGUGCUCACCAGCACCUUGGCCUUCCAGAAGGAGCAGAAACUCAAGUGUGAGUGCCAGGCUCUUCUCCAAGUGGCAAAGAACCUCUUCACUCACCUGGAUGACGUCUCUGUCCUGCUCCAGGAGAUCAUCACCGAGGCCAGAAACCUCAGCAAUGCGGAGAUCUGCUCCGUGUUCCUGCUGGAUCAGAACGAGUUGGUGGCCAAGGUGUUCGACGGGGGCGUGGUGGAUGAUGAGAGCUACGAGAUCCGCAUCCCGGCCGACCAGGGCAUCGCGGGCCACGUGGCGACCACUGGCCAGAUCCUGAACAUCCCGGACGCGUACGCGCACCCGCUUUUCUACCGCGGCGUGGACGACAGCACUGGCUUCCGCACGCGCAACAUCCUCUGCUUUCCCAUCAAGAAUGAGAACCAGGAGGUCAUCGGCGUGGCCGAGCUGGUGAACAAGAUCAAUGGACCUUGGUUCAGCAAGUUCGACGAGGACCUGGCGACAGCCUUCUCCAUCUAUUGUGGCAUCAGCAUCGCCCACUCCCUCCUGUACAAAAAAGUCAACGAGGCCCAGUAUCGCAGCCACCUGGCCAACGAGAUGAUGAUGUACCACAUGAAGGUCUCUGACGACGAGUACACCAAACUUCUGUAUAACGGGAUCCAGCCUGUGGCUGCCAUUGACUCCAACUUUGCGAGUUUCACCUACACCCCUCGAUCUCUGCCCGAGGAUGACACGUCCAUGGCUAUCCUGAGCAUGCUGCAGGACAUGAAUUUCAUCAAUAACUACAAAAUCGACUGCCCAACACUGGCCCGGUUCUGUUUGAUGGUGAAGAAAGGCUACCGGGACCCCCCCUACCACAACUGGAUGCACGCCUUUUCUGUCUCCCACUUCUGUUACCUACUCUACAAGAACCUGGAGCUGGCAAACUACCUCGAGGACAUUGAGAUCUUCGCCUUGUUUAUUUCCUGCAUGUGUCAUGACCUGGACCACAGAGGCACCAACAACUCCUUCCAGGUGGCCUCGAAAUCUGUGCUGGCUGCACUCUACAGCUCCGAGGGCUCUGUCAUGGAGAGGCACCACUUCGCUCAGGCCAUCGCCAUUCUCAACACCCACGGUUGCAACAUCUUCGACCACUUCUCCCGGAAGGACUAUCAGCGCAUGCUGGACCUGAUGCGGGACAUCAUCUUGGCCACAGACUUGGCACACCACCUCCGUAUCUUCAAGGAUCUCCAGAAGAUGGCUGAAGUGGGCUAUGACCGAACCAACAAACAGCACCACAGCCUCCUCCUCUGCCUCCUUAUGACCUCCUGUGACCUCUCUGACCAGACCAAGGGCUGGAAGACCACAAGAAAGAUUGCAGAGCUGAUCUACAAAGAGUUCUUCUCCCAGGGAGACUUGGAGAAGGCCAUGGGCAACAGGCCGAUGGAGAUGAUGGACCGGGAGAAGGCCUACAUCCCUGAGCUGCAGAUCAGCUUCAUGGAGCACAUAGCAAUGCCCAUCUACAAGCUUCUGCAGGACCUGUUCCCCAAGGCGGCAGAGCUGUAUGAGCGUGUGGCCUCAAACCGUGAGCACUGGACCAAGGUGUCCCACAAGUUCACCAUCCGAGGCCUCCCAAGCAACAACUCACUGGACUUUCUGGAUGAGGAGUACGAGGUGCCCAAGAUGGAUGGUGCUGGGGGCCCUGUCAAUGGCUGCUGCAGCCUUGACGCUGAGUGAGCCCCUCCCAGGACCCUUCCCCAUCCAGGCCUUCUCCUACAACCCUCCACUGGCCUGGCCAGAGCAUUGGGGACCAGAGCCAGAAGUCCUGGGUCCUAGACUAGGACUUCCCAUGUGAUCCUGGGCAAGUCCUGCCUUUCCCGGGCCUCAGCUUUCUCAUCUGUAGAAAGGAGCAAGGCUUUCAGCCUCACCAAGAGUUUGUAAGUUGUCCUCAAGGGCAUUGGGGUGACCAAUGAGUAGUGGUCCCUGCUCUACACCUCUGACAACACCUUGGCAAGUCCUCCCCAACCCACUCCUCUUCUAAAGCAGCCUUGAUUGUUCCUCCUGUGCCCCACUCCUACCCCACUAGACUUGUGCCCUUCUCCCCGGGGGAUAUACCCGAGGUCUCAAGGGUCCUCAUAGAAGGGGAAGGUGGAGCAUCUGAGUGAGCAGAGGGCAGGGGCUUAGCAAUGGUCAUUAGCUCUGCAGGAGCACUGGAAAUAGCCAUGGGGCCAAAGGUGCCCCUGAGGACUGCUGCCGCCAUAUUUAUGUCUGGGGCCUGGGGGGAUAGAUGCAGGGGCCCCAGGUCGAAGCUGCCAGAGUGGCAGCUCAGACUCUGGGGAGAGAGGGCUCAGGAAGAGAGCAGGAUGGGCAUGAUGAACAGGAAGGUUCCCUGGGCUGGGAGACAGGCCCUGGUUUGAGUCAGCAGUGCUUCCUCCCGGCUGUGUGACUCUGGGCAAGUCCCUCCCCAUCUCUGGGCAAAACGGGAGGGUAAGACAAUCCAUUCUCUAAGAUCCCUUUUAGAUCAAAGGCUCCAUAGCUGUGAGGAGUUCAAGGAGAGGCCAUGGCCUGUACCUGCCACCCUAGGGCACAGAGAGCUAAUCCAAGUCCUUCAGUGGCCCCCUGACUGUGCCCCCUUGACCUGAGCCCCUCCCCCACUUCCACAGCCAGAGAGGGACCUGGCUCAACCCUGGCAGGGUGUCUCUCCUCCUUAAGGCCAUAUCCAUCUGUGCCCGGGGCUCAGGAGACCCCAAAGGGCCGGACUCUUGGGUCGGCCAGACUCUUGGGUCAGCCAGCCACUGGCUUCUCUCGACUUUGUUUUGUUCUGUAUGUGUUGUGGGGUGGGGGGAGGGGGGCCACCUGCCUUACCUACUCUGAGUUGCCUUUAGAGAGAUGCGUUUUUCUAGGACUCUGUGCAACUGUUGUAUAUGGUCCCGUGGGCUGACCGCUUUGUACAUGAGAAUAAAUCUAUUUCUUUCUAUCAACCGUCCCCCAUGG
Messenger RNA from Loxodonta africana (African savanna elephant), 4038 nucleotides. RefSeq names its product phosphodiesterase 2A (gene PDE2A). The coding region runs from base 16 to 2781 and encodes 921 amino acids. The transcript has 31 exons. Gene Ontology annotation, biological process: regulation of mitochondrion organization; negative regulation of receptor guanylyl cyclase signaling pathway; positive regulation of gene expression. The record is from RefSeq and is a predicted model, not a curated record. Gene Ontology annotation, cellular component: nucleus; perinuclear region of cytoplasm; cytosol. Gene Ontology annotation, molecular function: 3',5'-cyclic-AMP phosphodiesterase activity; 3',5'-cGMP-stimulated cyclic-nucleotide phosphodiesterase activity; 3',5'-cyclic-GMP phosphodiesterase activity. Lineage: Eukaryota; Metazoa; Chordata; Mammalia; Proboscidea; Elephantidae.